Messenger RNA from Hippocampus zosterae (dwarf seahorse), 2931 nucleotides. Its product is annotated as STKc_SGK domain-containing protein. Lineage: Eukaryota; Metazoa; Chordata; Actinopteri; Syngnathiformes; Syngnathidae. The record is from RefSeq and is a predicted model, not a curated record. The transcript has 13 exons. Gene Ontology annotation, molecular function: phosphatidylinositol binding; protein serine/threonine kinase activity; ATP binding. Gene Ontology annotation, biological process: protein phosphorylation. Bases 157 to 1431 code for a protein of 424 amino acids.
CAUUCGGCAAGUUCGAGUGGAGCGUGUUCGGUUGGGUUCUACGUACGUAAUUGGAGCAAAGCGAGCCGGCGACAUCUGACUUUGAAAAUAUUACUGUGGAAAUAUUGUUUUGGGUUUUUUUGUAAUUUUUGGUGUGGUUUAACUCGGCUUGUCACCAUGGCUGUAACGGAAGCGGGAUGCGAUCUCACGUACUGCAAAAUGAGGGGAAUUGUUGCUGUUCUCACCGCUUUCAUCAAGGAGAGAAAAAUGGGGCUGAAUGACUUCAUCCAGAAGCUGGUGUCAACCCCUCAUAUCUGCCAACAUGUUGAAGUCAACAACUUCCUGAAGAUUGAUGAGAAUGAGGAGGCCGAACAUGAUCUAGCUGAAAGAAGGAGGUUCCUAAAUGCGCAAAGUUCACUUGCUGAGGACACUCAGAUCAAACCUUAUGAUUUUGACUACCUCAAGAUCAUCGGCAGAGGCAGCUUUGGAAAGGUUCUGCUCGCACGACACAAAGAGUCUACCAAAUACUACGCUGUCAAAGUGCUCCAGAAAAAAAUUAUCCUGAAGAAGAAAGAGCAAAAGCAUAUCAUGGCUGAACGCAGCGUUCUUAUGAAGAACAUCAAGCAUCCCUUCCUAGUGGGACUGCAUUACUCCUUCCAGACGACUGACAAGCUUUACUUUGUACUCGACUACGUGAACGGUGGAGAGCUCUUCUACCAUCUUCAGAGAGAGAGAAUCUUCUUGGAACCCCGGGCCAGAUUUUACACUGCUGAAAUUGCAAGUGCACUGGGCUACCUGCACUCACUGCACAUUGUGUACAGGGACCUUAAGCCCGAGAACAUCCUGUUAGACUCCCAAGGCCACAUUGUUCUCACGGACUUUGGUCUUUGCAAAGAAGGACUUGAAGCCGACAGCACGACAACAACUUUCUGCGGGACGCCUGAGUAUUUGGCUCCAGAGGUUCUCCAGAAGCAGGCCUAUGACCGCACAGUUGACUGGUGGUGUUUGGGAUCGGUGCUCUAUGAAAUGCUCUAUGGACUUCCUCCCUUCUACAGUCGCAACACAGCUGAGAUGUACAACAACAUCCUGCACAAGGUUCCUGUCCUCAAACCCAACGUGUCCAACUCGGGGAGGGAGUUGCUCGAGGGGCUCCUGCAGAAGGAUCGUACCAAGAGACUGGGCGUGAAGGAUGACUUUCUUGAACUCAAGUACCACUCCUUCUUUUCGCCGAUUAACUGGGACGACCUGAUGGCCAAGAAGAUCACGCCGCCCUUCAUUCCCUCUGUGAGUGGCCCUACAGACCUCCGCCAUUUUGACCCAGAGUUCACCCACCUGCCUGUGUCCUCCUCCCUGAGCAACGACCCCUUCAGCAUGACCAGCAGUAUCAAAGAAGCGGCGGGGGCAUUCCCAGGCUUUUCCUACGGGCCUCCGUCAGAUCAUUCCUUCUUGUGAAUACCAGCGUCACUUGUCAACAGUCUCUCUGCCAGAGACGACGAGCUCUGGAUUGACUUUUGUUUUGACGGCGGGGACCACACGGAGCCGCAUGUCUAGAAGGGACCAACUGAGGGUCAAACCUUGAAAGAGCUUUUUACAAUGACUCGUGCACUGAGAUGGACUCAUGUUACAACAACACUGGCCCUACGAUUUUUUUUGCCUCUAGCACCUAAAACAAACUAAGUGUGCCAAGUACUGCUGCACUUCAGAAUCAUACGAUAUCACCACAAUGGUAACGGGACCUCACGGCUUCUGAUGUGACAAUGAGAAGUGCCUGACGUUGAAAAAGCAAUUGGGGCUCCGCCUGCAAGAUUCUUCCUUUUUUUUUUUUUUCUUCACUCGGCUUGACGGGGGCGCAUCAGGGUGAUGCCUUCAUUCCAUGUUUGCAUACACUGUAUGCUUGAACUGAAACCGUCACAGAUUUGAUUUCAUUUGAAUGCGCUAUUGCACGUCUGGAAACUUUGAUCAUAUCUGUAUUCUUAUCCUAUUUUCAUACGGUAUCUUUACCUGGGACCAUAUUUAACAUGUCCUGAGAAUUAGUGUUUCUAGAAACACAAGAGAUCCACUGUUUUUAACCUGUGUAAUAUGCAUAUACAGUAAGCUAACAUUUCCCAGCGUGUACUAUGUAUAUAUAAAUCGAGAGAGAGAUGUAUAUGUAUCCAUUGAUUUAAUAUAACCUAUAUUUAUUGAAUGCCCUCCACCCCAAAUACUUCAUUCACAAGCAGAGACUCUUGCAGUCAGAUUUAUAUUAUUUGAUAGAUCAUCAACAUGUGAUUCAACCAGCAAUAACAGGUCUAAAGAAUAUAUCCAAUCAUUUUCUUCACUAGAAUGUUUUGCCAUAAACACUUCCAACCCUGUUCAAAAUGUCUUUGCAUUUACGCAUCGUGUAGAGAGAAACUGUGAAUGUUUUGUGCCUGUCCAGGGCGGCCUGACCCGUGUGUACCGUGCGUACAGCACAUAUCUUUUGUUUUUCCGUGACCCGUUGUUCCCGCCUGUACAGAUCUUGAUUUAUUUAAGUGCUUCAUUAACUUGACUAAGAACAAUAGGAUGGAGCAAUCUUUGGUUUAGCCACAAGCCCUUUGCUUAAUAGGGUUCUUAAAAGUGCAAUAAAAUCCCAUUGGCUUUGAUGGAGGAUUUAUCGAUGGCUCUUGCAACAGAAUGGGAAUAGUAAUGUAUGAAGUUGUCUUACGGUAUUGAAAAUGGAUGAUUUAUUUGCUCGCACAUAUUAAAAACUGAUGCAUGUGAGCGUUUUAUUUUUAUUUAAAGCCUGCUGUAAAAAAGUACUGCACAGGUUUAGCACAUUUUCUUCCACAUUUGGAAGCUGCAAUUUCCUCUUUUGUAUACCAGUGUGUAUUUAUUUUCUUCCUGCCAUUGUUACUGUAUGAUUGUACAUGAUUUACUUAAAUACUGAAAUUUAAUGUCAGAAAUUCCAAAUAAAUUCUCUUACCUGGAAAUCAA